Budorcas taxicolor (takin) is the source of this 2052-nucleotide messenger RNA. RefSeq names its product glycerophosphodiester phosphodiesterase domain-containing protein 4-like. NCBI's taxonomy places the organism in Eukaryota, Metazoa, Chordata, Mammalia, Artiodactyla, Bovidae. The coding region runs from base 1 to 2052 and encodes 683 amino acids. Gene Ontology annotation, cellular component: membrane. The record is from RefSeq and is a predicted model, not a curated record. The transcript has 16 exons. Gene Ontology annotation, molecular function: glycerophosphodiester phosphodiesterase activity. Gene Ontology annotation, biological process: lipid metabolic process.
AUGGAUGCUGUUAACAGGACUGAGACUGGAAAUGAAGAGACAGGAAGAUGGAAAAACUUUAAUUCUUGGAUUAAAUACUACUUCAACUAUGAAUGCUAUAUGACUUUCCUUAAUGGCUGCUACAGUUGUGAAUGGCAAGCCCAACAGAAGAAAAAAGCUAGACGUCCACUCUGCUGCUGCUCUUUGAGAGAGCGAUUAUUUUACCCAUGGCUGAUUAUGUCAUUUUGCUUGUCUGUGCUUUUAUUUUUCACAUGGAUAGAAACUUCAAAUGAAUUCAAUGGCUUUGACUGGGUUGUUUUCCUAGGUACAGGAGUCUGGUUCUUUUGGUCCAUUGUCUUGCUGAGUUUCCUUGGGAUCCUGGCUGCCUACACAACACUCCUACUGGUACUUGGAUUUUUGUUGUGUUGGGAAAAACAGCGACUGUACCUGCACUGGUACCAUAAGAUCCUGGUUCUGAUAAUGAUUCCAUUUUUCUUAUUUUUGUUAUGGAUUUUGUUAACUUACUGGAAAGACAGGUGGCUCACCAUCGGGCUGUCACUUCAGGUCUUUUCUCCCUACAUACACCUGAGCAGCAUAUCUGUGAUGGUUUUGCUUUCAUGGCCUGUGGCCUUCUACUUGAUCCAUUUGGAAGGAGAAGCUAGAAUGAGACGUUACCAGAUUACAAGUAAUGAAAGAAGAAGAAAUACAUGCUGUAGUAUGCUCACGAAAUUGAGAGCUCUACAAGUGGCCAUUGGAGUGCCCUUUUUUCUUAUCCUUUUAUGUCUCUAUGUGGUGCCAUUUGGGACUUACUCUCCCUGCCUUCAGGAGAAGGAGAAAUUGGCACCCAAGCCAACCUUCUUUGGACAUAGAGGUGCACCCAUGCUGGGGCCUGAGAAUACCAUAAUGUCCUUUGAGAAGGCUGUUGAAUAUGGGGCCCAUGGACUGGAGAGUGAUGUACGAAUAAGUUUUGAUGGGGUGCCUUUUCUCAUGCAUGACUAUGACUUGACAAGAACAACCAAUAUAAAGGAGGUCCUGCCAAAUGCCUCCAGUAGACACCCUUCCUUGUUUCAAUGGAGUUUCCUGACGACUCUGAAUGCAGGCAAAUGGUUUUCAGAUGCAUGGAUCAAACCAUUUUUUCGUAUGAAACCCUUAUCAGAGGCUGAUAAGGAAAGAGCAAGAAAUCAGAAGAUUGCUAAACUAACUGAUUUAUUGGCAAUUGCACAGAAGGAAAAAAAAUUGGUGAUAUUUGAUCUUGAAUCUCCUCCUUCAAGACAUCCUUCCAGAUCAUCGUAUAUCCACCUUGUAGUAAGAGUGAUCCUUGACUCUAAGAUUGAGCAACAUCUGAUUGCUUGGUUACCAGGUUCUGAGAGAAAGUAUAUCAAGAGCAAAGCUCCUGGUUUUCAGCACGUGGGCACAUUUUAUACCCUUCAGGAACUUGCGGAUGAAAAUAUCACUAGAAUAAAUGUUGACUAUAAGAGAUUGUACUACAAUGGAUUGAGAGAAUAUAAAGCAGCUAACAUCAGCAUCAACUUAUACAUUGUCAAUGAACCUUGGCUCUUCUCAUUGGUCUGGUGCCACAGCAUUCAGUCCGUGACCACAGACAACAUUGAAGUCCUGAAUGGGAUGAAUCACCCUUACUACUUCAUGACACCAAAUUUCUACCUGUUCUUGUGGAUUUUCAUGGAUAUUCUUUCUGCAGUUUUCAUUGUUUCCAUAUUUCAUUUGUCCUUUAAAGGAGGAAACUUCAUACCCUCUGCCCAAGAAGCUUCAAGUGCAAGCCUCCAAAAUGAAGUAUUAGAAAUUAUGGGUACCCCUGCACCUUUUCCAGAGAGGGAAAGGGAACCUGCAAGUUCUAAAGCUGUUAUACCAGAGGUUGUCAAGGAAACCACUGCACCAACCGUGCAUCCCACAAAUGACGUUGGACAACCAGUGCCCACUGAGCCAGCCUUUGAACCCACCCAAGCACCCAUUUCGGAAGCCAACAGAGAGGCCACCCUCCAAACUGUAUUGCCUAUCUUGGAGGCAAAUGAACCAGCGGUUCCCUCUGUAGAGAAGCCUCCUCCUGAAACAUAA